Molecule: messenger RNA, 1566 nt
Organism: Haliotis rubra (blacklip abalone)
Lineage: Eukaryota; Metazoa; Mollusca; Gastropoda; Lepetellida; Haliotidae
Product: N-acetyllactosaminide beta-1,6-N-acetylglucosaminyl-transferase-like
Exons: 3
Coding region: 187-1545 (452 amino acids)
Cellular component (GO): membrane
Molecular function (GO): acetylglucosaminyltransferase activity
Source: RefSeq, a predicted model, not a curated record
GUUUGGUCUUCAACCGCCAAGCUCACAGCUUAGCAAUAGGCAAGGUGGCUGUUAGCCUCGCAAGCGCUUUUCAUAUGCAGUGGGAGCAGACAGACUAAAUGAUACACAGCUACACACGUGCUCAUCGCAUCCCCAGGCUCCUGACACGGUAGAGAGUACAGACCAAAUUCUCUGCGAUUCCUGGCAAUGCCCCGCUUCAGAGGCAAACGUGCGUUAUUGUUCCUCAUGGGAUUUUUCUCAUCGGUUUACUUGAUGUCAAAUCUGUCUCUUUUCACUCAAGUGUCUUUUCAAUCCCGGAUGAGGAGGGAGAUCCUCGCAAAGACAAAACACCACAUCGAUAAGCUUGUUACGCUGACUCCUCUACAGUGCUACGCAGCACACGUGCAAUAUCACAGUACGGAGUUUAAGUGCGAUAAGCUCUUCAAACAAGAUGUUCGUGAGACUACUCGUUCACGGGAAUAUCUGGAGAGAAAUAAUUUCAAAUUUCCGGCGUUUCCUGAAAGUGUGUUUAUAAAGGUGACGAAGGAUUGUGGGGCAUUUAAGAAAGUUCUGGGAUACAAAAGGCAAUAUUCCAACAUUGAAAUUGAAUUUCCACUUGCAUUCUCAAUCCUGACACAUGAUGGAAUCGAGGCCCUAGAGAGGUUGCUGAGAGUGAUCUACGCACCCCAAAAUUUCUAUUGUAUACAUGUGGAUAGGAAAGCGUCGCCAUUAUUCUUUGAUGCAGUCCAGACGCUCACAGACUGUUUCCCCAAUGUUUUUAUUGCAUCCAGACUUGAAGAUCUUAUUUAUGCCCAUUUCAGCAGACUGAGAGCGGAUUUGAACUGCAUGGAAGAAUUGUUGAUUAAAGACAGAAAGUGGAAGUAUCUCCUAAAUUUUGCAUCGACUGAAAUACCUUUAAAAACGAAUUUGGAAAUUGUUAAUUUUUUGAAGAAAUGUAACGGUUCUAAUGAUAUUCGUGAAGUAUAUAGAAGACGUAGACUGGAGAGAUUUGUUUUCCGCUAUUCAGUGUCCGAGGGGACAUUGGUCAAAACUGACCAGCACUUGCCACCACCUCCUCAUAACUUAACCAUCACCAAAGGUCUCGCAUACGGUGCAUUUAGUCGACAUUUCUUGGAAUUUGCUCUAACCAAUCAGAUUGCUCGAGACUUCUUACUUUGGACCAUGGAUACUCACAGUCCCGACGAACACUAUUGGGCGACACUGAAUAAUCUCUACCACAACCCGUUCCUCCACAGCCCCGGGGGGUUUACAGAGCAUCCAGACAAGAAAAGGUUUAUUUCUAGAUUUGUUAUUUGGAACGGAAAAGAACAAAGGUAUACAUGCCAUGGAAGGUACCGGCAUAAUAUAUGUGUCUUUGGACUGGGGGAUCUCCCCUCUUUGAAGGUUGCCCGGAAACUGGUUGCAAACAAGUUUGACCUUCAGUAUGACCCUGUGACGUACGCGUGUGUGGAAGAAAUUGUACGAAAUCGAACUGUCAGCGGAUUGGUGUUAUUAAACCAUAUACAUUACAUUUGUUAUAUUAUUUCUUCAAAUUGCAGUCUCUAAGUAAGUGAGCUGUACAUUUAC